This is a messenger RNA of Acanthopagrus latus (yellowfin seabream), 1340 nucleotides long. RefSeq names its product carbonyl reductase 1 (gene cbr1). The record is from RefSeq and is a predicted model, not a curated record. Bases 135 to 962 code for a protein of 275 amino acids. Lineage: Eukaryota; Metazoa; Chordata; Actinopteri; Spariformes; Sparidae. Gene Ontology annotation, molecular function: carbonyl reductase (NADPH) activity. The transcript has 7 exons.
AUGCGCAGCAAAAAACCCUCCAGUAGCCUUCCACCUUUCUUCUCCUCGUUUCUUCUGCGCAGCUCUUCACUCCUCUGCGCAGCUUCACCACCGCAGGUUAACACUCACCUCUGCACCACCAGCUGAAGACAGAAAUGGCCACCAAGGUUGUCAUAGUAACGGGCGGCAACAAGGGCAUCGGUCUGGCCAUCGUCCGAGCGCUCUGCAAGCAGUACCAAGGAGACGUUUACCUGACCGCCAGAGACGUCGGUCGUGGUGAGGAAGCGGUGAAGUUUCUGUCCUCAGAGGGACUGAAGCCGAUAUUCCACCAGCUGGACAUCAACGACGUGAACAGCAUCACCACCGCUGCUGGCUUCUUUAAACAGAAGUAUGGAGGAGUGGACGUCCUCAUCAAUAAUGCCGGGAUAGCAUUCAAAGUGGCUGACACGGCUCCGUUCUCAGUCCAGGCGGAGGUCACCCUCAAGACAAACUUCUUCGCCACCAGAGACAUGCUGACUCACUUCCUGCCGCUCAUCAAAGCCGGAGGCCGUAUCGUGAACGUGUCCAGCUUCGUCAGCGCCCGCACUCUGAACCAGUGCAGCCCGGCCCUGCAGCAGCGUUUCCGCAGUGAGGACAUCACAGAGGAGGAGCUGGUGGGGCUGAUGGAGCAGUUCGUCGAGAAGGCCAAGAAGGGCGAACACAAGGACGCCGGCUGGCCUGAAACUGCGUAUGGAGUGUCCAAGACCGGACUGACGACUCUGACCAUGAUCCAAGCUCGACGUCUGUCCAAGGAGAGACCGAAGGACGGGAUCUUGUGCAACGCCUGCUGUCCAGGGUGGGUGCGCACCGACAUGGCUGGUUCAAAAGCCCCCAAAUCACCAGACGAGGGCGCCAUCACUCCGGUGUACCUGGCCCUGCUGCCGGCCGGUGCCACAGAUCCACACGGAAAGUUUGUCUCUGAUAAAGAAGUUCAGCCGUGGUGAAAGGCUUAAAAUGAUCCGUGUGAUUGUGUGAGUGUGUGUGUGAGAGAGAGAUUUUCCAAAAACAUCCAACAGCAAACGUGUUAGAAAUGUUAAAGACCUUGACUAAAACCAAAACAACUCAAACUAUCCAGGGGAACAACACUAACAUGUUGUGUAUGUUUGAAUGUGUGUGUCUGCUUCUCUCGGCAGCAAUAAUCCUGCUUGAAUUACCAUCAGUGGUGGCUAAUCAUUGAUCAAUUUUGCCUUUUGGAAGUGUAAACAUUUUUACAUCAUUCACAUAUAAAAUGUUUGUUUUUUUUAAAAAAAACUGGCCUUUGUGAGAUCAAACAUAAUUCUUUUUUCUAUAAUUCAAUGCUAAUAAAUUCAAAAUCAAGAAAA